AUGGAAUCAGCCCAUGCUCCUGGGACCGCCGACCUCACUUCCGCUCACGGCCCAGACGAAGGAUGGUCUCCUUUAACAGAUGGCUUCGGGGGGUUUGUUGACAUUGGAACCCUCUCUGGCGACCGCGGCCAAACACCUCGACUCGAAACUGAACAUCUGUACGGCGAUGAUCUGAUCGGUGUCAGUAUGAGUCGAGUGCAGACACACAUGAGAUCUCCGGAAACUCCUGUGGCCGAAAAAGCCAAAGCACUGAAUCUCCCCGUUGAGUACUUUCGCCGAAUCCUGGAACUGGCCGAAGAAUCUGAGAACGCCAAUGGAAGCGACGAAGCAAGCGACAGCCAGUCCAGCACGCCGCACGCCAGUCCGAGGCCACCCGCGCUCGACCAGGAUGAUGCCGAACGGUCUGCCUCUCCCGCGAGAAGUUUCUCACUCGAUUCACCUUCGAAACACCACAGGAAUUCCGUCGGUGCACCAGAUCGUCCGUGUAAUAGGACGGACCCAUCCCAGACUUCAAUGCCGGAAGAUGCAGAUCACCCUGCAAGGACAAACUGGGGGUACCAAUUCCCACCGCACCCAGCCCGGGAACCACCUCCGCCGCCUCAAAACGAUCAAAGCCCCCAACAGACUCGACAAGUUGAGAACGACGUCGCACACAUUGACAGCCUCGAAGAAGAGCCCCAAUCGCCGCAACCUCACCGAUUGUCCGUCAGCAGGAACCUUCUCAGUGGGGUUGGAAGGGAGCGAAGGCGCAGUUUUUCGUCGGCUCCAACGGCGUUACUUUCCAAUUUACGAAAGCUGUUACCGGACCUUCCAUCUGGACACUUCAACAGGAGUUCCAUUUCCCUCUCCUUUUUGCCAUCGAGCAACGGAAAUUCGGGGUCGCAGAGUCCUUCUGGCGGCCAGAUGACACCAACUAACCGCACAUUUCGAUGGUCCCUUCGCGAACCGCCCCAAAGACGUAACACUGACGACACAUCCGGCGUGCUGCAGCAACACCUUGUGCCUGCUCAUGACCUCGCCACGGUUUCGCGGAGUCAGCUGGAUGGCAAUGUGGAAUCAUUGCUCUCACCCACCAGUCCGGCGUCCAACGUUAGCCGGGCACGUUCCAACUCCGAGGGAUCUUUGUAUAUAAGAAGAAGGGUCUCGGGCGUAUCGGCGUACGAUGACAUCAGCGCAUUUGCCCACGUUACUGAUAUGGCCAAUUCUCGAUUCAAAGCCAUCACCGACAGUUUCCAGAAUUCAAGCCUGAAAUUGCCCCGGCUACCGGCACUCCGACAAGUAGCGAAGCGACGGACGUCGCCCGACCGAGUGAACGGAGGAAUUUCUCGCGAAAUCGACGACACGAGCGGCGAUGGACGAGAACAGGCCUCUCCGCACGCUUCGGUCAGGAAAAUACGGAAUGCCGCCAAAGGGGUCGAGGUGGAAACUCCGCAGCAGCGAGCCCAUCCGAUACUGUCACGCGCUCUUUCCAAGACCACCGGUGAUCUCGUUAUUUUGGGCGGUUACAGAGGAUCAAUUUUGAGAUCAGCGCAACCUCCUCAUCGACAACUCUGGGUCCCCAUCAAAGUUGGACUGAACAUGCGCAAGGUAGAUCUGGAAGUGGGUUUGACGCGGGAGGAUGAAGAACGCAUGGAACAGACCAUCAUCCCAUCGGGUAUUCUUUCGCAUAUCGGUCCGAUCGAUAUCUGUCGAAGACUGCUCAAACAUAUGAAAAAAUGCCCCAACACACGUGAGAAUAAACUCCGAGUGCACGACUGGGGCUAUGAUUGGCGACUGUCCCCGGAUCUUCUCAGUGGAAAAUUGAUCAAGUUUUUGGAGUCACUGGAGUGCAAUCGCCCGGAGACACCUCCCGAGAAACGAGGUGCCACCGUUGUCGCACACAGUCUGGGGGGUUUGAUCACACGACACGCUGUCAACCAACGGCCCGAGCUUUUUGCGGGUGUGGUCUACGCCGGCGUUCCGCAGCACUGUGUCAAUAUUUUGGGCCCGUUGCGGAAUGGGGACGAUGUGCUUCUCAGUUCUCGCGUCCUCACGGCGCAGGUCAAUUUCACCCUUCGAACGAGCUACGCGCUUCUUCCGGAGGACGGUCGCUGCUUCAUCCAGAAACACACGAACAAGAGGUACGAUCUGGACUUCUUCGAUCCGCAUGUCUGGGACGAGUACCACCUGUCUCCCUGCAUCAACCCGCCGUUACCCCGCAGCCUCCGCGAGAAAGAAGAUCGUAGGAAGAGUAUUAUUGGAGCUCUUUCCGAAAGCAUUUCGGGGUCCAACAAGCGUUCAUCCUGGUUCGGGGGCCAAGAUCCCCCGGGCCAGCCCUCCCAGCAAACAGAUCCUCGAGAAGCUCUUGAAGAAGCACACCAGCAUGCCGUCGACAAGGUCCUCGAGGCGGGUCAGGACGUGGAAGGUAAUGCAGAAGGGAUGGUUGGACCAUCAAUGAAACAAUCUCAUCACCGAACCUCCAUUGCCACUGCUGUGACGAUUCCGAAAGACCUCGCAGAAGACUACCUGGAUCGCACGCUCGCGGAGGUGUCGGUCUUUAAACAGCAGUUGAAGUUCAAUCCCAGCCACCAGGAGAACAAUGUUUACCCACCGCACGCGUUUAUCUUUGGCAAGACGGUGCCUACGGUGUACGGGGCCCGAGUCGCCAAUAGGGAGGCGAUCAAGUACACUGAUGCAUUCGAUGACCUGGCGUUUGCUGCUGGAGACGGAGUGGUGCUUGCGAGUGCGGCACAGCUCCCAGAAGGUUACCGAUGUGUCAAAGGGGGGCGAGUGGAGAGUGACCGGGGUCAUGUGGGCAUCAUGGGCGACCUCGAAGGGAUGGGGCGGUGUCUGGAGGCAGUGGUCGAUGCCAGGGCUAAGGGCGUUGGGCUGGGAGAGUCAUAUGCUCGUCACGCCAGAGACUCGAGUGACUCAUGA
Fonsecaea erecta is the source of this 2916-nucleotide messenger RNA. RefSeq lists its product as hypothetical. The record is from RefSeq and is a predicted model, not a curated record. Gene Ontology annotation, molecular function: triacylglycerol lipase activity. The transcript has a single exon. NCBI's taxonomy places the organism in Eukaryota, Fungi, Ascomycota, Eurotiomycetes, Chaetothyriales, Herpotrichiellaceae. Bases 1 to 2916 code for a protein of 971 amino acids.